Molecule: messenger RNA, 992 nt
Organism: Microplitis mediator
Lineage: Eukaryota; Metazoa; Arthropoda; Insecta; Hymenoptera; Braconidae
Product: trypsin-3-like
Exons: 2
Coding region: 86-865 (259 amino acids)
Biological process (GO): proteolysis
Molecular function (GO): serine-type endopeptidase activity
Source: RefSeq, a predicted model, not a curated record
GUUGAUAUCAACUGAAUAUAUAUAUAUAUGAGGAUUGCCAAUAGUAAAGCUAAGAAUUGUCAGUGAAGUCAAAAUCAAAGGCAAGAUGCUCAAACUUUUCGUUUUAUUCAUUGUUUCUGCCGUAGCAACGGCUGAUCCAUUAAGAAACCAUUUCCGAUUGGAUCACAACGCCAGAAUUGUUGGCGGUAGAAAUGCAUCUAUUGAAGAAUUUCCUUACCUAGUAAGUAUUCAAACGUUCGGUUAUCACUACUGUGGAGGAGGAAUUAUUUCUGAAAAGUGGGCACUAACUGCUAGAACCUGUUACGUUUCUAUCAGAGAUUUAAUUCGUGCAGGUAGUACUUAUUCUAAUGAAGGUGGUUCUCUGCACACCGUCGCUCAGAUUAUUAGACACGAAAAAUUUCACUACAUUGACAGCAUCAACGAUGCUUCAGUAAAUAAUAUCCAGUUAUUACGAGUCCUUGAACCAUUUAAAUUUGACAAAACUCGUCAACCAAUGGCUCUUUUUAAUGCUAAUGAAGUAGUUCCAGCAAAUACAUUAGGUGAAUUGGCGGGAUGGGGCUUCACUGAGAAUGGUCAAUUGUCACAAAACCUGAAAGCGAUUGAUUUGAAUACUCUGACUCCACAAAAAUGCAAAAAUAGUUACGAUUUGUUUGGUGGACUUCAGGAGGAUCAAUUUUGUGCCGGUCAUCCAGCAUUUAAACAAGAUGUUUGUUUUAGUGACGCAGGCAGUCCUUUUGCCAUCAAUGGACGAAUUGCUGGGUUUGUAUCUUGGGCUAAUGGGUGUGGAGAACCUGGAUAUUAUGGAGUUUAUACUAAAAUUUCUUCUUACAUACCAUGGAUUAAAGAAAAAUUGGGAGUGUACUAAACUACUGUCAUGUUUCAUUAAUAAUUAAUUUGAUAUACUUUUGUUUGAUAAAUGAAUGACUUUAUGAUAUAUUAUACUUUAAAAUAACUUUUUUAUUAUAAUUCGUUUCAAUAAAUUUUGGCAUAUA